Messenger RNA from Acaulospora colombiana, 391 nucleotides. The record is from the annotation of a GenBank genome assembly. NCBI's taxonomy places the organism in Eukaryota, Fungi, Glomeromycota, Glomeromycetes, Diversisporales, Acaulosporaceae.
GAAAAUAGAUCAGAAAACUUUGGAUGGAAAUGUCGUUCAAAUUUGGGAUUCCAUCGCUCUUGCAGGUUAUACACUUAAAAUUUCAAGACCUCAUAUUUCGGCAUGUUGUAGUAGAAAGCGAAAUAUUGCUGGUGGUUGGCGUUGGAUGUAUUAUGAGGAUUAUAUAGAACAAGACCCUAAUGAAGAAUGGAAAGAAAUAGAGGAUAUCUCAGAGUUGAUAAAUAUCGUAUUCAUCGUGCAUCCAAUCUCGAAUGGUGUACCCCGAAAGAAAACUCUCAGCAUGCUGUACACCUCGGCCUUUGGGGCAACUGUCGUCGACGUGCUGUCAAACAGAUUUUCGAUAAUGGCUCUACUCAAGAAUUUUCAUCCGUAUCUGAAGCACAACGUAUAA